AUGUCCUCGCGUGGAACCCUCCGCACAAAAUUCUGCUCCAUCACCACGGCACCGCCAGAGGUGGCCACCAAGUAUCUACUGAAGAGUAACUGGAACUUGGAGCAGGCUGUCUCCGACUACUACAGUGGAGGUGCUAGCAGCACCGUCUCCGGCAACCUCAAGGCGUCUUUGGGUGCAGUGACGGCCAUAUUUGAUAAGUACAAGGAUCCCCAGUCGGAGAUCAUUCUGAUAGAUGGAACCUUGAGCUACCUAGAGGAUCUUGGGAUAGACCCCGAGGACUGCUUGAGUUUGACGUUGUCGUAUAUACUUAAUUCGCCGCAGACGGGCGAAUUUCAUCGGAAAGAUUUCGUAGAUUAUUGGACACAGGCGGGUGUUUCUUCCUUGACGGAGAUGAAGGAACACUUGCAGAACACGCACACACAACUAAUAGCGUCGCCAGAAACGUUUGUGAAACUCUACAACUAUGUAUUUGGGUUUGUCAAGGGUCCGGAUCGCCAGCUCAAAAUGAUAGAUGCUCAAGAUGCCAUUUCGUACUGGCGUCUACUCUUUGCCCAAUGUAGCUUUCUUACGAGUUGCUCGGAAAGAUUCGAGCAGUGGUACACGUUCGUGGAACAAUCGGGCCGAGGCAUCACCAAAGACUUGUGGGAAAUGUUCUUUAAGUUUCUGGUGGAUGUUUUGAGCACAGACCCCGUUCAUCUCUCGUCAUACGAUGAAAUGAGCGCCUGGCAUAGCAUGAUGGACGAGUAUGUUGAAUGGCUCGAAGACAACAACCUCCUAGAAGCCUCCGCAUAG
Molecule: messenger RNA, 792 nt
Organism: Australozyma saopauloensis
Lineage: Eukaryota; Fungi; Ascomycota; Pichiomycetes; Serinales; Metschnikowiaceae
Product: NEDD8 ligase
Exons: 2
Coding region: 1-792 (263 amino acids)
Biological process (GO): protein neddylation
Cellular component (GO): ubiquitin ligase complex
Molecular function (GO): ubiquitin conjugating enzyme binding; ubiquitin-like protein binding; cullin family protein binding
Source: RefSeq, a predicted model, not a curated record